Messenger RNA from Penicillium longicatenatum, 631 nucleotides. Its product is annotated as 40S ribosomal protein eS27. The coding region runs from base 71 to 319 and encodes 82 amino acids. Gene Ontology annotation, molecular function: structural constituent of ribosome; RNA binding. NCBI's taxonomy places the organism in Eukaryota, Fungi, Ascomycota, Eurotiomycetes, Eurotiales, Aspergillaceae. Gene Ontology annotation, biological process: translation; ribosomal small subunit assembly. Gene Ontology annotation, cellular component: ribosome; cytosolic small ribosomal subunit. The transcript has 3 exons. The record is from RefSeq and is a predicted model, not a curated record.
UUCAGUAUCACACAAGGUCAUCGCCAUCAGCGCCAUUCAUCAACCCCCUCGCUGAUCUUUUAUCGCCAAGAUGGUUCUCGCGAUCGACCUCCUCAACCCCACGCCUCAGGCUGAGGCCCGCAAGCACAAGCUCAAGACCCUUGUGCCCCAGCCCCGCUCGUUCUUCAUGGACGUUAAGUGCCCCGGCUGCUUCACCAUCACCACCGUCUUCUCUCACGCCCAGACCGUUGUCAUCUGCGCUGGCUGCUCCACCGUUCUGUGCCAGCCCACCGGUGGCAAGGCCCGUCUGACCGAGGGCUGCUCGUUCCGCCGCAAGUAAACGAGACGCUACGAAAUAACUUCUUUUCUUAUUUUGUCUUGUUGAAACGCACAGUGGGGAAUAGCAUGGAGCAAUGGGGAUGAAAAUACCACAUCUGGGUUUUUGGACCUUGCACUACUUCGGUUCGGUUCGACGAGAGACCGCCGUGAAAAAUGUCACAUACCAAAUCAACUCCUUUUCUCAAUGAACGAUCCCCGGUCGAGAAUUCGAUACCGUUUGAUCCCGUGGGGUUACUUCUAUUGAGGAGGCAAUGAUAUGAUACGAUUCCAAACGUACUUCCUUUUUUCCUCUACACCUAUUACUCUUCCUUUU